Mizuhopecten yessoensis (Yesso scallop) is the source of this 2170-nucleotide messenger RNA. Its product is annotated as transmembrane protein 45B-like. Lineage: Eukaryota; Metazoa; Mollusca; Bivalvia; Pectinida; Pectinidae. The transcript is spliced from 2 exons. Bases 615 to 1475 code for a protein of 286 amino acids. The record is from RefSeq and is a predicted model, not a curated record.
CAGUAUGCUAGUGGCUAGAACGUCUAUAUCUAGCACAUGUAUACCUCAUACCUCCAGCUCUAUACACACACGGGCAACAGGAUAUAGACAGAGUGCUCGUAUGUGUACAGCUGGUUCUCUAAACUCUCGCAGGUUUAUCUUCGAAGAUCAUCUUAUUAGGGGGACGCGAAAACAUGUAUGUGUACGUGUGUUGUAUACAGAGGAUGACAUAGACUAAAUUGAGGAUUUGUCAGCAUGCAAUGACUGUAGUGCCAGGUGUGACCUUCAGAGUACUCUACUGAAUCCGGUAAUUGCAAUUUAUACAACAGUUAUUUCGAAAGGAAACGUUUUCCAGAAGUAACACAAACAAAGAAACUCACGUGUGAUUAGUCGUAACCAUGGAACCUAUAGUUACAUAGUAACUGAACAACCGCGAGAUUCAAACAAUGUUUAAAACUUAACAAAUAUAUACGGAAGCUUCGAUAUUGCCACGACCAAACAGAAUCAAUAGAUGAUGGCUUGUUUUAAGAUUUAACCGUUUGUGUGUGUCGUUGCAGUCAAAAUAUUCAGCGAACUCUGCCAUUGAUUUUUUUUGUCCAAUGAUUCAGCCAUCUUAACGAUAAGAUUCAGUCACCAUGGGAAGUUUUCCGGGUCAUGCACUGCCCGGCUCGUUCUUCAUCGUCGUAUCAUUAUGGUGGACUGUCAACAUUGUGUAUUACUUUAACAAAGCUCGGUGGACAGGACAAACAUACCUAUGUCGGUCUAAUUUCAUGCUGUACCGACAGACUGGCCCUUACAAAGUCGUUCCUGUUGAAGCCAUAUUCAAAAUAAUCUUCGCAGUCGUCGGAAUUCUGGGAGAAUUCAUUUGGGCUUUGAAAUAUGACUUUGGUUUACCUGUUGGAAAUGCGCAGCAUAUGACGAUGUUUGCCUUUUUUGGUAUAUCUGGGAUGUGUGAUGUUAUAGCCCAUUACAAGAGAGGCUUUGUUCCCCCAAAUAUUGACUAUGUCGCCAUAAUUCUUGCUUUCCUCGUGGAGGCUCUUUUAUUUAAUUUUCAUUUGCACGGGCGAUCUUCACUUGACGCCACCAUUCACUCCCUCCUGGUGUACACCAUCUUGUCCAGUGCUAUUUUAAUCGGUGUCGAGUCGAUAAUGGUCAACAACGCUCUGGUCAGUUUGACCAAGGCAUUGUCGUUGCUCGUGCAUGGUACGUGGUUUUGGCAAAUCGGAUUUAUUCUCUAUAGUCCGUCUCGUGUGCCAUCUUCAUGGCAUGCUGAGGAUCAAGAUCACAUAUUUCUAGCAGUUCUGGUUUUCGUUUGGCACGUGGCCUUCAAUAUCGCGGUUAUUGCAGUUACGGGUGUCACGGUAACCAUUGUCCAAAGAAGACUGUUUCAUGAGACCAGCGGCUAUCGGGCUGUGGAUAUCUCUGAUUCCCAGUUCUCUAGGACCAUGUUCUUGGGCAAGGAGGACGUGUUGACGGACGAAUCAGAUUCGAGCUGACCAGGUCGAAGCUACAGGAAAGACAACCCCGUCUUUACUGCCAAAUGCUAAAUAUUGCAAACAUCUUUUUAUCCGAUAACUGCAUUACACGCAUUUAUUGUCAAAAUAUUUUUAUUUAAUAAUUAAUAAAAAUGAUAUGCUUUUGAACCAUUUAGUAUAUGAUUUCUCCAUGUUAACGUAAUAGGAUGACAAUGUUAUAGUGUUCAUCGAAGGAUGAACAAUGCCUAGUGAUCAUUGGAGGAUGAAAGCCUCUAAUGUUCGUUGGAGGAUUACAACACCUAGUGUUCUUUUGAGAAUUACCGUGUCUCGUGGUCAUACGUUGGUGUUAGUGAUUAGUCCAUUAAAGCGUGACAGUUACACUAAAACUUUACAAUGUCACACGUUGUUAGUUUGGAUUUUUUUUACACUUUAAUUAAAGGCAAACGAAAACCAGGGAUGACAAAAAUACGUUUAUCUUAACGUAGUGUCAACUUACCGAGAGGGAGAAUGUUCAGAGGCAAUGAUCCUCUCUGGAAUAGCCUUUGUGAAAUGUCGCGAGCGAGAGUAUUGUGUUACAUGUAGCGAUUGAGAAACGUUAACAAGAUGCAUACGAAUUUCCGUGUGAUUGAGGAUCGUUUUUUACUUACAAACAAAACAACAGAUGCAACGUUUACCAAUAAAACUAUGCAAGGUAAUAUCUAAAUGUGUCUGUUUUA